AUUUAGAUGUAUCAAUGGAUACAUGGAGCUUUUUCUCUACUUCCCUGGUGUCCUUAUGGCUGCACAGAUUUUACAUCUAUUCAGUUGUUGCUUUUGGGAUCAGCGUUUGGAUCCUCGCUCAGUUCUUCACCACCAAAACCAAAACGAAGGGCCAAAAAUCCAGCAGGAUUGCUUCUGAAGGAACAGAAGACAAACUAGGAAAUGGAUAUGCCACCCUGCAGGCAAAGGAAGUCCAUGUGGCUGGGGUAAAGAUCUUCUACGGGUCUCAGACUGGCACAGCAAAGAGAUUUGCCAAAGGUCUGGCUGAAGCAAUUAUUUCCCUUAAUUUACCUGUGGAAGUCAUUAGCAUGGGGGACUAUGAUCCGGAUGAUUGUUUAGCAGAGGAGACAACCAGCAGGAACAUUUGUGUGUUCCUGGUAGCUACGUACACAGAUGGACAGCCAACCGAGAGUGCAGCCUGGUUCUGCAAGUGGGUAGAAGAGGCAGCGAAUGACUUUCGCUUUGGGAAAACGUAUCUGAAAGGCCUGAGAUAUGCUGUGUUUGGCUUGGGAAACUCGGUUUAUGUUGAUCAUUACAACACAGUUGGAAGAAGUAUUGACAGGUGGCUGUGGAUGCUCGGUGCCAGCCGUAUCAUGACUCGUGCCGAGGGGGACUGCAACGUGGCCCAGAGCAAGCGUGGCAGCAUCGAGGCUGACUUUGAAGCCUGGAAAGCCAAGUUCCUCAGUCGACUCCAGUUACUCUGCAGAGGGGAAAAGAAACCCUGCAGUGGGAAGUGCAAGAAAGGGAAGUGCAAAUCUCCAGGGAAGCAGAGCAAGGAGAGCUCCAAUCACGAACAUGGGGCAUCAGAAUAUGAGAAUACUGAGGCAGUGGAAUUGUUUGAAACCAGUAGUGAGGAGGAGGCUGAUGCUGAGGAAGCUGGAGGCACAAAUUCCGUCAUUGAUGUUGAAGAUCUUGGCAAUAUCAUGAACCACAUGAAGAAAGCAAAG
Antrostomus carolinensis (chuck-will's-widow) is the source of this 986-nucleotide messenger RNA. Its product is annotated as S-adenosyl-L-methionine-dependent tRNA 4-demethylwyosine synthase-like. The record is from RefSeq and is a predicted model, not a curated record. Gene Ontology annotation, biological process: wybutosine biosynthetic process. Gene Ontology annotation, molecular function: 4 iron, 4 sulfur cluster binding; FMN binding. NCBI's taxonomy places the organism in Eukaryota, Metazoa, Chordata, Aves, Caprimulgiformes, Caprimulgidae.